Messenger RNA from Rhagoletis zephyria (snowberry fruit fly), 1034 nucleotides. RefSeq lists its product as uncharacterized. NCBI's taxonomy places the organism in Eukaryota, Metazoa, Arthropoda, Insecta, Diptera, Tephritidae. The record is from RefSeq and is a predicted model, not a curated record.
AUGGCCACUACCACAAACAAGCACGAGCUAAAACGUUUUCAACUUUUUAAAUCUAAACUUAAUGAUAUUUGCUUUGAACAUAUUCCUAUUUUAUCGGUUAAGAAUUACAAGCUACCGUGGUUCUCUAAGGAGCUUAAACGUUUUAAAAACCGUUGUAGUAAGUCAUACAAUAAGUAUGAAGUUUCAAAUAGUACCGAACAUUUUAAAAUCUAUAAACGCCGUUUAGCUGAUUUUAGGAAUCUAGACAAAAUUUUGCAUAAUCGUUAUAUUCGUAACUUCGAAAGUAACAUCAAAAACAACCCGAAAGCUUUCUGGGCCUAUAUUGAAUCUAAAAAAUCGAAUUCGGGUAUACCGUCCUUUGUGUUUUAUAAUGAUAAGCAAGCGAAAUCUGCGGACGAUACGGUUAACCUUUUUGCCGAAUUUUUUAGUACCAAUUUUGUAUCUGACACUGAUAGUGUGCCGUAUAGGUCGGAUUUUUCAAAUUCCCCUUUAUUCUUUGGUUCUUUGUCCAUAACAGUGGAUGAUGUUCAAAAACCGAUUAUUUCUAUUAAGCCCUCAAUGCAAACUGAUGCUGAUGGUUUAUGCCCUAUUUUGUUAAAAAAUUGCCACUCCCUAAGUAAGCCAUUAGCUUUAAUUUUUAAUAAAUCGCUCACGUCUGGGCUAUUCUUACAGGACUGGAAAAAAUCAUAUGUUACGCCAAUCUUCAAAAGUGGUAACAAGAAUGACGUUACAAACAGGGUUGUUGCGAAUAUUCGCAUUCGCAUUCGCAACUGCGGAACUUCCGCAUUAAUUUUAACAUUCGCUUUCGCUUUACCAUUCGCAAAUAUCAAUGCGGAUCUUUUGCGAAUACGAAUAUUUUGCAAGUGCACUGAGUAUAUCUGGCAAACAAAAUGAAAAAUUUUACCCAAUUUUUUUUUUCCUGUGGAGAUGCGAUGCUAGGUUGUGUAACCCUGGCGCCAUCUACAUCUCGUAAACAACCACAUUUCUUUUGGGUAAUUCUCUAGGGUGGGGUAACAACCCCUAAAAAAGGUGCG